CAAACUUUUAAUUUAUCACAACAAAUUUUUAUGUUGACUCCCAGUUAAAUUCAAACAAAGGUAAAAUACCGGGACCGGUUGUGUAGUGGUAAGCGUGGUCGCCUCUUACCCCAGUUGGACUGGGUUCGAUUCCAGUUGGCAUUUUUCGAGGCGAGAGUUGUCUAAUCACGCCGGGAAGUAAAUGUUGGUCCCGGUCAAAGAAAGAUGUUAAUCAUUUUUAUCAUCAAAUUUCUUCAUGAAAUUUUCAAGAGUGAUCGAAAAUUAUCUAUCAGUGGUUUUAAUAAAUUUUCUGUAACAAGCAUUUUAGAGCAUUUAAACCCUAAUGCUAUCAAAACAAUUAUUUAAUUCAUCAACGACUAAAACGUCUGCGAUUGUAUUACAGAUAAACCUCUUUUUACGUGAUGAGGCCUUUUGUCAGUUGCUCUGGAACGACGCAACAUUUUUGCAUUUUUUAAAGCAAUGUUUAGGUAUACUCGUUUGCUCGUCACUGACCUGGGUACACGUGCGAAAUGCACCGCUGGAGGGGGGUGACCAGGGCUGGGCCGAUGCAGCGCCAACCGAAACACGUGCAGCCCAGCAGUACUUUUGGGCAGUAGUCUGUCCAGCAGUCCAGCUUAAACUCUAGUCGACAUCGAGCUGACUAUUGUUUAGCGUGCAGCUGUGCCCCGUGGUAUUGUUGGUGCAGUGGUACAAGAGAAACCAGGAAGAUAUGCAGAGCUUGCGGAACAUCGGUGGCAGUCCGUACGAGGCGGCACCUCGAGGGGAUACCUUGCGGAAGCUACGCGACGGGUCGGGUUCCGGGUCAGAUGGGCUGGCGACGGUCAAGUUUGUGCUGAGUUGCUUGAUCGACGCUGGCACGUUCCUGGUGCUGCUGGUACCGAUUCUGGUCAAGUACGUGGUUGGGCUGUUUGUUAGUCCUCCGAAGAAGGACAUCCGCGGUCAGUUGGCCCUCGUGACGGGUGGCUCGAACGGGCUAGGCAGGGAGAUUUGCUUCCAGCUGGCACGGAAUGGGUGUCACGUGGCGGUCGUUGACCUGGACUCGGUGAACGGGGAGAAGACUGUUCAAGACUUGCACCAGCAGUACGGUGUGAAGGCGAUGUUCUACAAGGCGGACAUUUCCAGCUAUGAAUCGGUUCAGGAGCUGCGAAAGAGUGUCGAGAGCAGCCUCGGGCAGGUGGACAUUUUAGUGAACAAUGCCGGCGUGAUGCCGCUGAUGUCCGUUCGGGAAGGAACGCCGGAGGAUUUGAAGAGGGUGCUGGAGAUCAACUUGCUGUCGCACUUUUGGACCAUUCGAACCUUUAUCGACGGAAUGGUAUCGCGUCGAAAGGGCCACAUUGUGGCCGUUGCUUCAGCAGUAGCAUACCUUCCGCUAGGACGCCUGUGCUCCUACGUGGCCUCCAAGUACGGAGUCCGCGGCCUGAUGGAAGCCUUCAACGACGAGCUGUACUGCGACGGGCUGCAGAACGAGGUGUUCACCACGACCGUGAACCCGAUCUUCCUCAACACCCGCAAGGAUCUCAUCGAUGCGCUGGACAAGGCCAACCUGCUUGGAAGGAUGCCCAUUUUUUCCGCUAAAACGAUGGCACGUGCCGUCGUCGGAGGAAUGUUGCGCAACCGGCAGGACGUCUUCGUUCCGAAGGCAAUAAAGCCGUUCCUCAUUCAGUACGAGAAUAUUCCAAAUGAGAUCAAAAGACUGGCGCGCAGAAUUAUGCUGAGAACGGAUAUGCCCAAAUUGAUGGACUAGCUUUUCCACCCGCAAAUGAGAAGUUUGCGUGAGAAGUGUGAUAUUUUAAGCUCUGAGAUUCCAAUGCGAAGUUCCGGUAGUCGUUUUUGUUACACGUUUUUGUAUGUUACACGCUACACCAUAGACUUCAACAACACUUUAAG
Molecule: messenger RNA, 1887 nt
Organism: Culex pipiens pallens (northern house mosquito)
Lineage: Eukaryota; Metazoa; Arthropoda; Insecta; Diptera; Culicidae
Product: estradiol 17-beta-dehydrogenase 11-like
Exons: 6
Coding region: 710-1744 (344 amino acids)
Cellular component (GO): lipid droplet
Molecular function (GO): oxidoreductase activity, acting on the CH-OH group of donors, NAD or NADP as acceptor
Source: RefSeq, a predicted model, not a curated record